This is a messenger RNA of Syzygium oleosum, 1610 nucleotides long. Its product is annotated as 26S proteasome non-ATPase regulatory subunit 13 homolog B-like. The transcript is spliced from 6 exons. NCBI's taxonomy places the organism in Eukaryota, Viridiplantae, Streptophyta, Magnoliopsida, Myrtales, Myrtaceae. Gene Ontology annotation, molecular function: structural molecule activity. Bases 97 to 1254 code for a protein of 385 amino acids. Gene Ontology annotation, cellular component: cytosol; proteasome regulatory particle, lid subcomplex; nucleus. The record is from RefSeq and is a predicted model, not a curated record. Gene Ontology annotation, biological process: ubiquitin-dependent protein catabolic process.
CGUUCUUGAUUUUCUCAAACUCCUUCCUCGCUUGCUUGCUUUGCGUACGAGGCCUCUUGUCUCUCUCUCUGCUCUCUCUGUGUCGGAGCGGCGGCCAUGGCGGCGUUGCAGUACCUGGACACGCUGCGCAGCGCGCACCCGGAGAUGGCGGAGUGGUACACCUCGCUGGCGGAUCUCUACCAGAAGAAGCUCUGGCACCAGCUCACUCUCAAGCUCGACCAGUUCGUCGCCCUCGCCGUUUCUCAGGCUGGUGAUUUGUUGAUACAGUUGUAUCAUAAUUUCAUCACUGACUUUGAGACCAAAAUUAAUCUCCUCAAGCUUGCCCAUUUCGCCGUAGUAGUUUCUAGGCAGUAUUCAGAGAAACAAGCUUCCAUUAGUUAUCUCGAAGGGAUUAUAGAGAAGCUUCAAUCUACCAGAGAGCAGCGUGUGGAAGAGCCCAUCCUCUACAUUAAGAUGCAGAUAGCUAUGUUCAAGCUUGAUGAGGAGCAAAAGGAGUGUAAAAAACUUUUGGAAGAAGGAAAGAGCACUCUUGAUAGCAUGACUGACAUAGAUCCGUCGGUAUAUGCCAGCUACUAUUGGGUUUCAUCCCAAUAUCACAAAGUUCGAAAAGAGUAUGCUGAGUUCUAUAAAAGUGCUCUCCUCUAUUUGGCGUACACCUCAGUGGAAUCUCUUUCGGAUUCAUUUAAACAGGAUUUGGCAUUUGAUUUAUCUUUAUCUGCACUAUUGGGAGACGACAUAUUCAACUUUGGCGAGCUGCUAUUUCAUCCUAUUAUAAAGAGCCUCGUGGGAACAAAGGUUGAGUGGAUGUACUAUAUUCUCGAGGCAUUUAAUGCUGGUGAUCUGCAACGCUAUCAAGAACUUUGUCAUGUACACAAUGCUGCUCUUAAUGCACAACCUGGUUUGGUCGAAAAUGAGAAAAAGCUAUUGGAGAAAAUCAACAUUCUUUGCCUAAUGGAAAUUAUAUUCAGCCGUGCAUCAGAAGAUAGGACAAUUCCACUGAGUGUGAUUGCUGAACGCACAAAGCUUUGCGUAGCUGAUGUUGAGCACCUUCUCAUGAAGAGCCUUUCUGUUCGUCUUAUUGAGGGUGUAAUUGAUCAAGUAGAAGGAACAGUGCAUGUUUCCUGGGUCCAACCAAGAGUUCUGGGCAUUCCACAAGUUACAUCCUUGCGAGAUCGGUUGGAUGGUUGGCUGGAUAAAGUACACACUGCUUUGUUAUCCGUUGAAGCAGAAACACCUGAUCUUGUCCCUGUGUAGUCUUAUGUUGCUUUCCUCUCUGCCAAAUGUAACAUUCCCUGACUAAAUGCGCCGACAGCAAAGUGAAAGGAGCUGAAAGAAAGAAGAGAAGUGUGAGGCAGUUGGGCACUUGGUCCAUAUUGGUGCUUCCUUUCUUCAGUCAAUUUGCAUUUGAAGUGGCUGUCUCUUGCGCUUUGUGUGGAUUUAUUUGGCAAUUGAUCGGAGACUUAGUUAUUAGGUUAAAGAUGAUCAUUUACUUGCUAAAGACAGACAGCAGAAUAUGCAAGGAGAAUCUCAUUCGAUAUUCCUGAUAUGAUCUGUCAUAGGGAUGAAUUGCUCAUUAUAUUUUAGAAUGAACAUGAAAUUCGUUGUGCCAA